AUGCCAAAACUUGGAAGUUUCAACUCCAGCUCCCUCCUUCUAAUUUCUCUUUUAUGGACCAUCUCUUUUUCUGCACACAAUAUUGGCGCUAUCAACACAAAAAACUUUCAUUUCAAAGAAGCCCCAAAAUUCUACAAUUCCCCAACUUGUCCUUCUCUUCAUGACUACUACUACAACUCCUCCACCGACACAAAUAUUACACAAAUUUGCUUUCAAAAUGCAGUAAAUGUAGCCAUGACUCUUGAUGCUGCUUAUCUUCGAGGUUCAAUGGCUGCCAUUCUUUCUGUUCUUCAACAUUCAUCUUGCCCUGAAAAUGUUAUUUUUCACUUUGUCGCUUCGUCGUCGUCUUCUGCUAACAUUGAUUAUUUGAAUCUCAAACUUGCUACUUCUUUUCCUUAUCUACAUUUCACAAUUUAUCCCUUCCGAGAUUCACCUGUGGCUGGAUUGAUAUCUACUUCGAUUCGCGCUGCUUUGGAUUGUCCUCUAAAUUAUGCUCGCAAUUAUCUACCUGAUCUUCUUCCUCAAUGUAUCCAAAAGGUUGUGUACCUGGAUUCAGAUCUUGUUCUUGUAGAUGACAUUACGAAGCUAGCAGCAACACCGCUAGGUGAAGAAGCAGUUCUAGCAGCACCAGAAUAUUGCAAUGCAAAUUUCACAACCUAUUUCACUCCUACUUUCUGGUCAAACCCUUCUCUUUCCUUGACUUUUGCGAAUCGAAAGCCUUGUUAUUUCAAUACGGGAGUUAUGGUAAUUGAUCUCGAAAGAUGGAGAGAUGGAGAUUAUACUACAAAGAUUGUAGAAUGGAUGGAGCUUCAAAAAAGAAUGAGAAUUUAUGAAUUAGGUUCAUUACCACCUUUUUUACUUGUUUUUGCUGGAAAUAUUGCUCCAGUUGAUCAUAAAUGGAACCAACAUGGACUUGGAGGUGAUAAUUUUCGAGGACUUUGUCGGGAUUUGCACCCCGGUCCGGUUAGUUUACUGCAUUGGAGCGGAAAAGGCAAACCGUGGGUCCGGCUCGAUGCAAGCCGGCCUUGCCCGUUAGAUGCCCUUUGGGCACCUUAUGAUCUGUUGCAAACCCCUUAUGUUCUUGAAUCUUAAGAAGUUGAAGCACAAGAGAGAGUAGAGAUCUGUGUACUAGUUCAUAAGGAGAUCCUCCUCAAUUGUGUUGUGUAACAUGUACAGUAAGAUUUUGUUUUCAUGUCUAAGGUAACGGCUGUUUCUUGUAUAUUAUUGGAGUAUACA
Molecule: messenger RNA, 1236 nt
Organism: Solanum stenotomum
Lineage: Eukaryota; Viridiplantae; Streptophyta; Magnoliopsida; Solanales; Solanaceae
Product: probable galacturonosyltransferase-like 1
Exons: 3
Coding region: 1-1092 (363 amino acids)
Cellular component (GO): Golgi apparatus
Molecular function (GO): glycosyltransferase activity
Source: RefSeq, a predicted model, not a curated record